AUGGAUUUUUUACAAAAAUAUUUAAAACCCCAUCAGCGUAUCGCCUCAAUACUAUAUCCUGCUACAGUAAUAUUAGCCUUCUUAUAUUCUUGGCUAGGAAAUCCACCCGACAGCUAUUUUAGUAAUAAGCGUAAUAUCUUGAAUGUCUAUUUUGUAAAGAUUGGAUGGUUUUGGGUGACACUAGUUUAUUUCAGCUAUCUUUAUAUUGUGCGAUCCAAAUAUCUUCAAGACACUAAACAAUUUGCACAAGGCGCCUUACGUUAUAUAUUGAUGACCUUGUACUGGUAUAUCAUGACACAGCAAUUCUUAGGACCCAGCAUUAUCGAUCGUAUAUACGUCCUAACGGGCGGUAAAUGUGUAUCAUUACUGCAAGACGUUGAAAUGUCUGAAAAAUUAGCUACUGUGUUAGAACAGCAAGUUUGCAGACGCUUAGGUGGACAGUGGUCUGGAGGUCAUGACGUGUCAGGUCAUUGUGUCAUGCUGAUACAUGCCAGCCUUUUCUUUUGGGAAGAGCUUUGCUGGAUGUUUUAUUCACUUGAUACAUUUAUCAAAUUGAAGCAACGUAAUAGAAUUCAGUACCUUUCUGUGGUGGCCGUACUUUCUAUCGCUGCCAUAUGGUGGUUCAUGCUCUUUAUGACAGGUGUUUAUUUUCAUGGACAUUUUGAACUAGUAUCAGGUACAAUCUUUGGUGUACUUGGCUGGGCACUCAUGUAUCUGGGUGUAUUUCCUAAAGUUGACAUGAUAGAUUUACCUCCUCUUUCACUUUGA
Molecule: messenger RNA, 768 nt
Organism: Rhizopus microsporus ATCC 52813
Lineage: Eukaryota; Fungi; Mucoromycota; Mucoromycetes; Mucorales; Rhizopodaceae
Exons: 2
Coding region: 1-768 (255 amino acids)
Biological process (GO): phospholipid biosynthetic process; lipid droplet organization; lipid storage
Cellular component (GO): endoplasmic reticulum membrane
Source: RefSeq, a predicted model, not a curated record